AUGGACAUGCUACGCAAAAUCUGCGACCAUCCCAACCUCAACACGAAUUCCAAACUCGCAAACUUGAUGGCCCUAGGCAUUUGCCGACGAGUUACCGCCAAACUUCUACCCGGCAGGCUCUACUUGUGGGAACUGAAGGAACUCCUGCUUGAGAGAGGGAUCAUUGUCGAUGAGCCCAAAGCUCUGCGAUGGUGGCGGACCAAGAACAUCGAGAAACGCAAGAUAGGCCACAGUCAUUUAGGCAAAUCUUUGGUUCUCAUAGGCCCUCCGGAUACUGGCGCAGAGAUGUGGGUACAAUCACUCGGGGGUAAAAAUAUCUACGAGAUGAAAUGUUUUCGCAGAGAAGAGCUGGGGGAUCACGGAUGCUACGAGAAGAUGGCAGAAGAUGCCAAGUAUUUUGUCUUCGAGGAGCCAGCCAGCACUGAUCAUCUCGUCUACAUCAAUAUGCGCUGGUUAUGCGUGCAGUUUGAUUAUGCAGCUGAGACCAAUUCUGAGUAUUGUGGUCUAGAGAAAUGCCCUGCUAUCUUUCUGACGAGUUAUGACCCCCGAGACGGCAAUAAAGACCGACGAGACAUACUUGACCACAUGUUCGAUUUUAUCCGCAUACCGGAGAAAAUUUAUAGGUAUGACGACAAGCUGGCCGCGCAACAGGAAAAAGAGCAGGAGCAGAAGAAAGAGCGAGAGCAGAAGAAAAAACAGGAGAGUCAUGAAGACUAG
Sparassis crispa is the source of this 717-nucleotide messenger RNA. RefSeq lists its product as hypothetical. The record is from RefSeq and is a predicted model, not a curated record. Lineage: Eukaryota; Fungi; Basidiomycota; Agaricomycetes; Polyporales; Sparassidaceae. Bases 1 to 717 code for a protein of 238 amino acids. The transcript has 2 exons.